Cajanus cajan (pigeon pea) is the source of this 1549-nucleotide messenger RNA. Its product is annotated as putative caffeine synthase MTL2. The record is from RefSeq and is a predicted model, not a curated record. Lineage: Eukaryota; Viridiplantae; Streptophyta; Magnoliopsida; Fabales; Fabaceae. Gene Ontology annotation, molecular function: methyltransferase activity.
GCAGAAGCAACAGAUAGAAGGAGAAAGCUCUCUUGGCUGGUUAGAGAGGAGGACUCAGUUUUUGGUGCGUUAUACUUGAUAAAUAUUAAUCGAUCAUUAUGGGUUCAUCGGGUGCUUCAUCAAUGGAAAGAGAUCAAUUCCUUCACAUGAAUGGUGGCGAGGGAGAAAGGAGUUAUGCAAACAACUCCUCGCUACAAAGAAAAUUAAUGCUGAAAGCCAAGCCCAUACUUGAAGAAACUAUAAGGAAACUAUAUCGUGAUUAUUCUCCCACGUGCAUGAAAGUGGCAGAUUUAGGUUGCUCCGUGGGAUCAAAUACACUUCUUGUGACAUCAAAUAUUAUUGACAUAGUUGACACCACAUGCACCAGCUUGAAUUGUGAACUACCCACAUUCCAAUUUUAUCUCAAUGAUUUAUUUGGAAAUGAUUUCAAUACCAUCUUCAAGUCACUUCCUGAUUUCUAUACAAGAUUGGAAGAAGAAAAAGGGCACAAGUUUGGUUCGUGCUUUAUUAAUGCCACUCCUGGAUCCUUCCAUGGGAGGCUCUUUCCCAAUAAUUCCAUUAACUUUUUUCAUUCAGCCAACAGUCUACACUGGCUCUCUCAGGAUCCAUUAUUGGGGUUGACUAAGGAGAUUAAAUCACUUAACAAGGGCAACUGCCACAUAGUUAGCACAAGCCCUCCAGCAAUAUACAAAGCUUACCUUAAGCAGUUUCAAGAAGGUUUUAGAUUGUUUCUAAAAUCACGUUCAGAGGAACUUGUGCCUGGAGGAGCAAUGGUCUUGGUGCUUCCUUGCACUUGUAAAAAUGAAACUCUUUCAAAAAGCCUGUGGGAAGUAAUUAGCUUAACACUGAGUGACAUGCUCUUGGAGGGUUUGAUUGAAGAAGCAAAAUUGGACUCCUUUAACAUACCAACUUAUGAACCUACGAUUGAGGAAAUUAAGAAUGUGAUUCAGGAAGAAGAGUCACUGUUUCUUCAAAGAUUUGAGAUUUUCACUGUGCCUAGGGAUCAGGGUAUAAAUGAAUGUGAUGAUGAUUCUUUCCUUGACGGAAAUAGAAGAGCUGAAUUCAUAGCCACAUACACAAGAGCUGCAAUGGAGUCUCUCUUAUCUGCAAAAUUUGGUGCACAAGUUAUAGAUGAAAUAUUUAUCAGGUUUCAGAAGAAACUUGUGCAACUAAUGGAGGUGGAGAAAUUUGAGACUGCUAAUUUGAUUAUAUCCAUGACAAAAAUGGCUUGAAGAAGGGUUGCUCAAUAGAAGAUCAUCUUAAAAAGUAGUUUUUGCUUUUGUGAUUUUGUUUUGAUUUGGUGAAAUAAAUUCAAGGAGUAGAUGAUGCUCCUCUUAAUAUUUGUUGAAGCUUAAGAUCUGUAUGAUGAUCAGUAUGUCGUAUAUCUUAAUAAUGACUUAUAAUAGUACUUGGAUAUUUUUCCACUUGAAAAAUUAUUAUUAUCAGUGAAAUAAAAAACUUAUGUUUCGAUUUGAGGCCCUGCCCCAUUAAUCGUAGUCUGUCUGGUUAGAAAGCAUGUCAAUUCAAUGUCUAGACAUGCAGAAAACAC